Molecule: messenger RNA, 4809 nt
Organism: Rotaria sordida
Lineage: Eukaryota; Metazoa; Rotifera; Eurotatoria; Philodinida; Philodinidae
Source: the annotation of a GenBank genome assembly
GUCCUUAACAAAGUCUUUCUAAUUAUGAAAGAAUCAGAUCUCUAGCUGUAAAUGCGACUGACGAGGAAACCUCCCGAAGUAUAACCUCCCAUUUUGAGUCAUUUAUAUCUAAUUUAAGUGAACAUAUUGAGAUAGUAAAAAUCCUAAAAGGAUUUGGGUUCCUGCAACUUCUAUCAAGAGUUAUGACCGUUUUACUGAAUUUUCGACCGAUUCCUAGGUAUUUACUGUAAAAAUAAAGUUAGGGAAUUUCGAUCUGAAAUUACGUCCACAAAUAGGCCCAGUGGUCCUUAAAAUAUUCUGAAAGUUUUAGCCAAAAACAGUGUUCCUUUCUCGAGAUAUUAAUUUUUCGAGUAGACUCAGUUUUUGUAACGUAUUUAUGGCAAGCGACUAUUUUUUGAAAAAUCAAUAUCUCGAGAAAGGAACACUGUUUUUGGCUAAAACUUUCAGAAUAUUUUAAGGACCACUGGGCUUAUUUGUGGACGUAAUUUCAGAUCGAAAUUCCCUAAUUUUAUUUUUACAGUAAAUACCUAGGAAUCGGUCGACAAUUCAGUAAAACGGUCAUAACUCUUGAUAGAAGUUGCAGGAACCCAAAUCCUUUUAGGAUUUUUACUAUCUCAAUAUGCUCACACAAAUGAGAUGUAAAUGAAUCAAAAUGGGAGGUUACACCUCGAGAGGUUCCCUCUUGAGUUAUAGCAAAAACAAAAAUGUGUUAAAUUUAUGUCCACCGCUUUAGUUUUGGAACUAUUCGAAAAUCAGAGAAACAAAUUCGAUACUAUUUUUCCAAAAUGAACCUUUUUUCGAAAAAUGUGGCUCUAUCAGUUUUUUGAGUUUUUUCUUACUAGUUACCUUUUGAACAAAAUGGAGAACUAAACGUUCUCAUUCAGUUUUGUUAGUUCUAUCCAACUGUCGGAAAAUAAAUUUAAAAAAAUUUUGCUGAAACUUUGAAUUUUCGGCAUUUUAACAUUAACAUCUUUUUAGUGUUGCUUAUACUCGGAAAUUUAGCGGAUAUAUUUACUGAUCGAAUAUUUAAACUAUGUUAUGUUAAUUUUACAAUAGUUGACCAAGCUUGUCCAUCCAAUGUUCAUCUUACUCCGGAAAAUUUUUUUACUGAAUAUACGUAUGUUUUUCAUUUCAUUUUUUUUUCUAAGUUUUAUUUUAUAUUAUUGAUAUAGAAAAUGUAACUUAUCAGCAAUAAACUACACAUUGCCAGAGAUUAACCUUCUAGCAAAUAUCCGUCAACAAUCUAUAUGGCUUGCUAGUGAGUGUUGCUCUUUUAUCAAAAAGAUUUUUAUGAAAUACAAUAACACUAAAAUUAAGAUUUUGUUUGCAUCAUUGAAUAUAGAUGUGACGAAAUCUUUUCUCUUACAAUAGAUAUAGUUUUAUUUUAUUUUUUGAUUUAUUUCUUAAUAGAUUUUAUUUAAUUGUUUUUUUCCCCUAAUUUUAGUUAUAGGAUGUGGAACAAUUGUAGUCGGAUAUUUUCAAGUUUCUUUUUGGUCUAUUACAUGUGAACGUCAAACACGUCGCCUUCGUGAAACACUUCUUCGAUCAAUACUUAAUAAAGAAAUAGCUUAUUUUGAUAUGACUAAAAUGGGUCAACUUAAUACAAGAUUGGUAGAAGAUGUUAAUAAAGUACAUGAUGGUAUAGGGGAUAAGCUCGGUUUAGCAUUACAAUUUCUUGCUGCUUUUAUUGCGGGUCUGAUACUUGGAUUAGUUAAAGGAUGGAAAUUGACAUUAGUUAUACUUUCUGUUAGUCCAUUACUUUUUCUUAGUGCAGUUAUCUUCACAAAAAUUACAGCAACAAUGACAUCGCAAGAAUUGCACGCAUAUGCAAAAGCUGGAGCUAUUGCUGAAGAAGUUUUUAGUAAUAUACGGACUGUUUUUUCAUAUAAUGGAGCGGCUUAUGAAUCGAAAAGAUAUGAAAAACAUUUAAGAUCAGCUAAGAUUAGUGGCAUUCGUAAAGGAGCUUUAAAUGGAAUUUUAAUGGGUGGCAUCUGGUUAAUAGUGUGUUGCGCUUAUGCUUUGAGUUUUUGGUAUGGAGCCAAACUUGUUCGAGAAGAGAAUUAUUCAAUUGGUGGAAUUCUUAUUGUCUUUUUUUCAAUUACUACAGCAGUAUUUAAUCUUGGUCAAGCAGCUCCUCAUCUUCAGUUAGUAGCGCAAGCACGCGGUGCAGCUUAUACAUUAUGGAAAAUAAUCGAUACGCCAUCGACAAUUACAAUAAGUAAUCUAAAUUGUAUACAAAAAGAAGAUUUAAUCGGCGAUAUAAAGUUUUCUAAUGUUCAUUUUGUUUAUCCGUCUCGACCUGAUGUUCCUGUUCUUAAUGGACUUACAUUUACAGCUCAACAAGGUCAAACAACAGCACUUGUUGGUACUUCUGGUUGUGGAAAAAGUACAUGUAUGCAAUUAUUACAAAGAUUUUAUGAUACAAUCGAUGGUACAGUUGAAAUUGAUGGUAUUAGUGUUAAUCAAUAUAAUCUCAGUUGGCUUCGACAACAUAUUGGUAUUGUUUCACAAGAACCAAUUUUAUUUCAUACAACAAUAAGAGAAAAUAUACUUUUUGGAAAAAUGGAUGCAACACAAGAUGAAAUUGAACAAGCAACAAAAAUGGCAAAUGCACAUGAUUUUAUAAUGCAAUUACCAGAACAAUAUAAUACACUAGUUGGAGAACGUGGUGCACAAUUAAGUGGAGGUCAAAAACAACGAAUAGCUAUUGCUCGUGCACUUAUUCGUGAUCCUCAUAUUCUUUUACUUGAUGAAGCAACAAGUGCUCUUGAUACAGAAAGUGAACAUGUUGUACAAGAAGCUCUUGAUCGUGCAUCAAAAGGACGUACAACAAUUGUUAUUGCACAUCGUUUAUCAACUAUUGUAAAUGCAUCAAAAAUAAUUGUUCUUAAUAAAGGAUCAGUAAUUGAAGAAGGAAAUCAUGAAACAUUAAUGAAUGUAGGAGGAGUUUAUCGUGGUCUUUUUGAAGCACAACAUUUACAUAUGAAAAACGAUGAUCAAAAAGGACUUGAAAAUAAUGAAGAUGAUGAAACAUCAACAAUUCCUGCUUACGAUCGAGUAAGACUAUUAAGUGAUCGUUAUCAUCAAUCUAGCAACGAAGUAUCAACUGAAGAACAAGAAACACCUAAAAAAUGCGAUCAAUCAGACGAAACUAAAGAGUAUACUGGACCUUCACCAUUUUUAGCAAUGCUUAAAAUGAAUAAACCCGAAAUGUGCUUUAUUAUAUUUGCUUGUAUGUCAUGUAUUUGUAAUGGAGGCAUUCAACCGGCAUUUGGUAUUAUUUUCAGUAAAAUUAUUGCAAGUUUUUUGUUUGCACUAUCGGGUGAAGCAUUAACACAACGUCUUCGUACAAAAAUCUUUCGAACUUUAUUACGACAAGGAGUUGCUUAUUUUGAUCAAGCAGAAAACAAUACAGGUGCUUUAUGUACUCGACUUGCAACUGAAGCAUCUGAUGUUCAAGGAGCUACUGGUGUUCGAAUUGGAACAAUAUUACAAAAUAUAUCAAAUCUUGGUGUUGGAAUAGUUUUAGCAUUUAUUUAUGGUUGGUCAUUAACUUUAGUUAUAUUAGCUUUUGUUCCAUUUAUGAUUCUUGCUGGAUUUUUACAAAUAUAUUUGUUGACUGGAUUUGCUAAUAAAGACAGACAAGUUUUAGAAGAUGCUGGAAAGAUUGCUGUUGAAGCUAUAUCAAAUAUUCGAGCAGUAGCACAACUAACAAAAGAAAAACAUUUUGGUGAUGAAUAUUGUAAAUUACUUGAUAUUUCUUUUAAAAAUAGUUUAAGACGAAUACAUGUAUUUGGAAUUUUGUUCAGUUUUACUGAUUCAAUUAUGUUCUUUGCACAAGUAGCUUUGUUCUCUUUUGGAGCUUGGAGAGUUGAACAAGGAGCAAUGACUUUUGAAAGUAUUACGCUUGUACUUAGUUGUAUACUUUUCGGUGCAAUGGCUGUUGGUCAAACAACAUCAAUGUCGCCAGAUUAUUCAAAAGCAAUCGCAUCAUCGAAAAAAAUUUUGACUUUAUUUAAUCGUGUACCAAUAAUUGAUAAUUCUUCGACCAAUGGAAAAAUAUUAGAAAAUUUUGCUGGUCAAAUUGAUUUAAAUAAUUUGGAAUUUCAUUAUCCAAAUCGACCAGAAGUACAAGUUUUGAAAAAUUUUAAUUUAAGAGUUGAACCUCAUAAACAAGUUGCUCUUAUUGGUUCAUCAGGUUGUGGAAAAAGUACAAUUAUUCAAUUACUUGAACAUUUUUAUGAUCCAAUUAAUGGACAACUGUUAAUUGAUCAAAAUGAAUUAUCAACAUUGAAUCUUCAAUGGUGGAGAAGUCAACUUGGCUUUGUAAGUCAAGAACCAAUUUUAUUUGAUGCAACAAUAAGAGAAAACAUUGCUUAUGGUGAUACAUCACGAAAAGUAUCUAUGAAAGAAAUUCAAGAAGCAGCAAAAAAUGCUAAUAUUCAACGAUUUAUCGAAAAUUUACCAGAACAAUAUGAAACAAAUGCUGGUUUCAAAGGUACACAAUUAUCUGGUGGAGAAAAACAAAGAAUUGCUAUUGCUCGAGCACUUAUUCGUAAUCCAAAGAUCUUAUUACUUGAUGAAGCAACAAGUGCACUUGAUACAGAAAGUGAACGUAUAGUUCAAGAAGCACUUGAUCAAGCAUCAAAAGGUCGUACAACAAUUGUUAUUACACAUAAUUUAUCAACAAUAAAAAAUUCUGAUCUUAUUUGUGUUCUUGAUCAUGGUCGUAUUGUUGAAUCUGGUAAACAUGAUGAAUUAUUAGCUCGCAAAGGAUAUUAUUAUCGUCUAGCACAAACAAAAAAAUGA